Molecule: messenger RNA, 2031 nt
Organism: Lineus longissimus
Lineage: Eukaryota; Metazoa; Nemertea; Pilidiophora; Heteronemertea; Lineidae
Product: nuclear envelope phosphatase-regulatory subunit 1-like
Exons: 6
Coding region: 201-593 (130 amino acids)
Cellular component (GO): cytoplasm; Nem1-Spo7 phosphatase complex
Source: RefSeq, a predicted model, not a curated record
CUUGCCUUCAAAAACCAACACAAUACACUUUAUUUAUUGUUGUUACUGCUCGAAAAGACUGUUAGUUAGUGCAACUAUCAGGAAAAACGAGAUUUAGAAGGACAAAGUUGAUGGACUUUCCAAAAAAAUAUUUCGUUGUUAUCGUCGCUACAUUUCCAUACGAGCCGAGAUAACAAAACAACGACAACAAAAUUUGUAAAAUGGGAAGUUUGGAACAAACCGAAGAUCUCAAGGCCUUUGAGAGGAGGUUAACUGAAGUAAUUGCUCAAUUACAGCCAGCAACAGGCAGAUGGCGGUUGAUUCUGGUUGUGGUAUCUGUAUGCACUGCCACUGGGGCAUGGAACUGGCUGUGGGAUCCUGACACAUCAAAGGUGACCUUCUUUCAAUCACUCUGCAACCAUCCGUUUUUCACCAUCAGUUGCUUAGCCCUGGUGAUGCUGUUCCUCUGUGGAAUACAUAAAAGAGUCUUACUGCCGUCAAUUAUUGCCUCAAGAUGUCGGACAGUCCUAGCUGAUUAUAAUAUGUCUUGUGAUGAUACGGGGAAAUUGAUCUUGAAGCCAAAGCCCCGUAUCAACAGCCCAUCGACCACAUGACGGUUACCAUGCUGAGGGAUGGGUACCCUCAUUGAACAAUUUAAAGUCAUUUAGUUUGUGUUCAUGAAAAUCAACUGCCCGAGCCUUAACUACUGCGCAAACAAGCGAUUUUUGUUGCUGGGAUCUGCAAUCAUAAUCACUGCUAUGAGCAACAAAAAUAUCUCUUGUUUACGGGUAAAACUGGAAGUCAUUGGGUAAUUUGAUACUGGUCGCAGGUCACUCAAUAAUUCUUGUUGUGGGCACCUGCGAUGACUAUUGCAGAUGAGCAAUUUUUGUUAUUGCACGCGAUCAUGAUUGAAAGUCGUAGUGGUUUAAACCGCUCAUGCCAAGUCAGAUUAGAAACUACAGUAGCACCUCUCUAUUGAGGACACCCUUAGAACUGACUAGUGCUGUCCUUAAUAUGUAAAGAUCAAGCUCUAGUGAACUCACACAACUGUAUGUCCUAGCAGACGAUUUUUAAAUACAUGAUGUCCCACACCCGCACUUCAGUGGCGCCGGUGUGAAUAAAUCUACUUGUGUGAAUGGUCAAUGGCUCAUGAUGUCAUGAAAUAAUUGCGUCACAAGGAAGGAAACAAUGGGAUUCACGUCCGACGUCGUAACUGUGGGUGCGGCGCGUCAUGAAUGCAUGAUCGGCCAACACGCGGCCCAUAUGGAAUGCGACAAACUGUACCGGAACCAGAAUUGUCAUGGGUCUGCACAAAUUUUUUCAGAUUCGAUGGACAUGAUAUAUAUAUGAAUUUUGUUUACACUUUACAUACAGUGUAUACAUACGCAACCAUUACACUCGCUACGUUGUGUGAGUUAUAGAGAACUGUCCUGAUUAAAGAGGUCAAAUUGAAUGGAAACAUCCAAUUUGGGACCAAAGUUAGUGUCCUUAAAAGAGAGUUGUCCGCUGAGAGAGGUUCUACUGUACUUCCUAAUACACAAGCGAUUGCUGUUGCCUAAAUGGCUUGUAUUUACAUCAUUUUAACCAAAUUGAGAGAUGACUUGUUAUAAUACCUUCUGAUAUCUCCACACAGUUAUUGAAUAGUCACUGAGUCAAAUAUUACUUGGAAUAUACAUGUAGCUUUGUUUAACUGAAAUAAUUAGGCAGGUUUUACAAGCUUACAUUUUACAUUUACGAUUACGAUUUGACGACAUCCUGACGCAAAAUUUGGUGCCGACAGAAGACUUGACGCAAUUACGUCAUCGACUGAGGUGAGGCUUCCCGUACGGCUGAAAAUCCUUUGAUCUAUCACUCGAGUUCAACCACCGCUAAAUUACAUAUAUGCGCAAUGCAUUCUUCUUGAAAUUAUGAGAAUAUAUAGGUAAUAUACUCAUAUAAGAGUGUCUAAAAUUCCAAUUGAAUCCAUUCAUCACAAGCUAUAAGACUGAGCUUUGACUAAAUCAUAAUUUCACUUACGCGUAGUAAGCGAUUUACGCGUAAAAAAAUCCCGCA